AUGGGCCGCUACUCCGGCAAGACGUGCCGGCUGCUCUUUAUGCUCGUGCUCUCCGGCGUCUUCUUCGUGGCGGAGCUGGUCUCGGGGUACUUUGGCAACUCCAUCGCACUGCUCUCCGACUCCUUCAACAUGCUGUCAAGCCUGAUCUCGCUGUGCGUGGGCCUGAGCACCGGCCACAUCGCCCGGCGCCACCCCAGGAGCUUCCGGGCCACCUACGGCUACGCCCGCGCAGAGGUGGUGGGAGCGCUCACCAACGCCGUCUUCCUCUCUGCGUUCUGCUGCACCAUCUUGGUGGAGGCCGUGCUGCGCCUGGCCCAGCCCGAAAGCAUCGCUGACCCCGAGCUGGUGCUCAUUGUCGGCGCCCUGGGGCUAGCGGUCAACCUGGUGGAACUGCUCAUCUUUCAGGACUGCGCCUCCUGCUGCCGCGGCCGCCGUCGCCUCCUGCAGCAGCAGCAGUUGGCCCAAGGUGGCGCUCGCGGAGCUUUCGGGGACCUCCAGGACGCGGAGGACCCGCGGCCCGCGGCCACAGCCCCUGGCUCGGACUCGGCUGUGAUCCUCCCGGGGGCCUCUGUCGAGAGGCAGCAGCAGAAGGGGGCGACCGUGUUCUCAAACGUAGCAGAUGAUUCCUUGAAUACCCAGAAUGAUCCUGAAGAGAUGAUGAAAAAGGAGAAAAAGUCCAAAGCCCUGAAUAUCAGAGGUGUACUUUUGCAUAUGAUCAGAGAUACCCUGGGGUCUGUGGUUGUGGUCAUUACAGCCACCAUUUUCUAUGUGCUUCCCUUGAAAAAUGAGAAGCAGUGUAACUGGCAGUGCUUCAUUGACCCCAGCCUGACUAUAGCCACGGUCAUCAUCAGUUUGUCAUCUGCCUUCCCACUCAUCAAGGAGACGGCUGCCAUUCUGCUGCAGAUGGUCCCCAAAGGGGUCAACAUGGAAGAGCUGAUGAGUAAACUCUCUGCUGUGCCCGGAAUUAGCAGUGUACAUGAAGCGCACAUCUGGGAACUUAUAAAGGGAAAGAUCAUUGCCACCCUGCACAUCAAAUACCAGAAGGACAGGGGAUAUCAGGAUGCCAGCAUGAAAAUCCGAGAAAUUUUCCAUAAGGCAGGAAUCCAUAAUGUGACCAUCCAGUUUGAAAAUGUGGACUUGGAGGAGCCCCUGGGGCAGGACUUAUUUUCUCUCUGCAGCUCACCUUGUAUCUCCAAGGGCUGUGCUAAGCAACUUUGUUGUUCCCCUGCGGUGCCACCUCUGGCCCAUGUCAAUGGCUGUGCUGAGCAGAAUGGCAGUCCCCGGCUAGACACAUACCGAAAUGAUAGCUUCAGCAGAAGAGACACAACAGAAGUGGCCGUUGAAAUGCCUUUGGAUGGAUGUCUGAGAGAGGACCAGUGUUACGUCAACAGCACGUAUUUUUAAUCUGGUACCCACACGAUCAGACGUUAUAGACAAGGCACUUUGGAACCACCAUCUUGGCUUAUGGAAAGAGCUUUGUGGGUCGUAGGCUCUGACCAAGCUUGCAGUGAGCACUCUCUGGGUUCACUAAGGGGUUGGCUGUUUGGGAUUUUAGUUGAAUGUGUCUGUUAAUCUUGAUGUAACUGAUAACCCCUUUCCAUUUCCCUGGGUAUCUCAUGGUUCUCUUGGGUAGUUUUAGCUUGAACAUUCAUUUUUUUUCUUUUUUAAAGAUACAUUUUAAAGUAUUUAUUAUAGUUGCAACUGGUACCUUGAUGGAAAGGUUGACUUCCAAGGGAGAAAUGAAAAUUAAUUUAAUUGCUGCCUUUAAUGUGCUUUGAUGAACUUAGAGUUUUCCUUUAUGUCUCUGAUCCAUAUCACCAAGUUCAAAUAAAUGUUUUAUA
Molecule: messenger RNA, 1841 nt
Organism: Nycticebus coucang (slow loris)
Lineage: Eukaryota; Metazoa; Chordata; Mammalia; Primates; Lorisidae
Product: zinc transporter 10-like
Exons: 4
Coding region: 1-1404 (467 amino acids)
Biological process (GO): intracellular zinc ion homeostasis; manganese ion transport; detoxification of zinc ion
Cellular component (GO): membrane
Molecular function (GO): zinc ion transmembrane transporter activity
Source: RefSeq, a predicted model, not a curated record